CGAAAUAAACAAGUUGGGGUCCUUUCUCGAUGAAGGCUAGCUGCUAAAACGGGUUUUAGCGCUACAUUGUUUUAAUUACGCUUAAAAGUAUCCCAUCGUUUCAUCACUGGUUGUCACCUUAGCCAGUCGAGCGUUGGUAAUAAAAGAUAAGUUUUAUUCGGCUCGGUUUUCUGCGCUCCAGCUGGCGCAGUAGAUGUGUUUUUGAAGGUUGUGUUGUUUAUCUUUCGGCUCCUGACACCGCGGAGCUAACGUUAGCAUCGUCCCAGCAAACACACCGUCCCCACCGCCAGCCCAACAAUCUACUGGGAUACUUUGUCAUAGACAGUAAGACGUGGCGUUGAUGAGCAACCAUGUCUGGAAUUGCUCUCAGCAGACUGUCCCAGGAGCGCAAAGCCUGGAGGAAAGAUCACCCAUUUGGUUUUGUUGCCGUGCCCACUAAGAAUCCAGACGGAACCAUGAAUCUAAUGAACUGGGAGUGUGCCAUCCCUGGGAAGAAAGGGACUUUGUGGGAGGGAGGACUGUACAAGCUCCGAAUGCUGUUCAAAGACGACUACCCGUCCUCUCCACCCAAAUGCAAGUUCGAGCCUCCCAUAUUCCACCCAAACGUCUACCCGUCAGGCACCGUGUGUCUGUCCAUCCUGGAGGAGGACAAAGACUGGCGACCGGCCAUCACCAUCAAACAGAUCCUGCUGGGCAUCCAGGAGCUGCUGAAUGAGCCCAACAUUCAGGACCCAGCACAAGCAGAGGCUUACACGAUCUACUGUCAGAACAGGAUGGACUAUGAGAAGCGGGUCAGGGCACAAGCCAAGAAGUUUGCCCCCACAUAGAGAGUGGAGCAGCCUGAAGUGAUAGGAGGCAGGCAGCGCCUGAAGGACCACUCCAAUAAGAAUCUGUUUAAAGUAUUAUUACACUGUUCCACAGGUGAAAUCAAACCAUUUUUUCAUUGUCCCUUUUCAGACUCCAAAAACCUAAAAGGAUUGUGAUUGUACUUUUUUUUUUUUUUUUUUUUUAGAUAAAUAUACAUGCAUAGUAAAUGCGUUAGUAUUGGCGUGAGUGCUAAACUUACUCAUUCCUUCACUGAUACCAGAACAAGUGUGUUGGCAAGCUGUACAGAUCAGAAUCCACGUCUGAGCCCUCUGUCAAAUCCUCAGGUGUUUGCAGCAAAGGAGGACAUUUCACACAGUUUGCUUUCACAGCUCACAAUCUGUGCGCUUUUCUGUUCCUUAGUGUGCCUAGAGCUGGAGAUUAGGCAGUCUGCUGCGCAGUUGGAGCUGAUUCUGUCAUUGCGUAAACGCCCAUCAGGUCGGAGUCAGAAGAAAGUGUAUAACUAAAGUAAGAGACAAUCCUGAUAUUUUUUACGAGUUUGGUUGUGAAGAAAGUUGCCAUGAUGAAGCUCAGUAUACCUCGGUUCAGAAAGAACGUAAAGCAUCAGUUCUUAGCUCCACACACUUUUUAGUUAUUCCACUUUAAGAUACUUUGUGUAUAGAUUGUCGUCGUGAAUCCAGCUGAAAGUGCAACUGUCAGUAACGGUGAUGAAGUUCACGCACACGAGUUAUCCAUGGGUUGUCCUCCUCCAGAGAUGCUGUAGCUUCACGUAGAUGAGCUCCAUUGUGAAAAAAACAAAACAAAAACAAACCAGCGACUUUCUUUUGUUGGCCCCUUUUUUUUAUUCGGUCAUUUUAAACCAACAAAGCUUCCGUGUCUCCAAAUCCAAGAACAAGUCCGUCAGGCUCUCAGGAGCUGAAGGAUCCUCGAUGGUCUGGCCUCUCUGCAACAAAGUGGGACUGAAGAAAGUGCACUUGUGAAGAAAAAAAAAAAAAAAACAAGGCCUGAGUUUCUUUUUAUUUUUUUGGCCUCUAAAUAUAUGAGUGCAUGUACAUAAUAUAAAUAACAAACUGUGGAAGUAAUGUUUGUUUUUUAUUUUAGCCAAUUGAUAAACAUUGUAUGUGGUAUUGUACGACGAGGAAAUAAAAGAUCAAAAGUUGUCAAAUAAAGUAAAAUGACAGAA
This is a messenger RNA of Fundulus heteroclitus (mummichog), 2008 nucleotides long. Its product is annotated as SUMO-conjugating enzyme UBC9. Gene Ontology annotation, molecular function: SUMO conjugating enzyme activity. The coding region runs from base 351 to 827 and encodes 158 amino acids. Gene Ontology annotation, biological process: protein sumoylation. Lineage: Eukaryota; Metazoa; Chordata; Actinopteri; Cyprinodontiformes; Fundulidae. The transcript is spliced from 7 exons. Gene Ontology annotation, cellular component: nucleus. The record is from RefSeq and is a predicted model, not a curated record.